GUUACGCGCAUCCGUGGCGGGCGGGGCCAGAUGGCCGCAUCUACGUGAUGUUGAAGCGGAGGGGAGAGUGGCCGCCAGCAAAUCAGAUUCCAGAAUCGGGAACGCGCGACAGGUACGCAAUCUGGAGCUAUGACCUUGACGACGGUGAGUGGAGGAGAGCUACUCCGCACUUGCCAGACUUCCGCGGCAAGACGCUGAAAACCUACACGCGAGGCUGCCCCAACUGUCAGGGCGUCUCUGGCUUCAACGGAACGGCGCCAUCCUGGAGCGGGAAGCAGCAGGUCAAGUACGGGAACGGCAAGCUUUGCGGAGCUGACCAAGACCCGGAUGUGAAGCCGCAGUGUUGGAAGCCACAAGGCUUCAGCUUGCCGACCUGGGGAGGAAACCACACCCGGGGCCUCUACCUUCGCGCUUGCCACGGGGAGGUUAGGGUGGAGCGCUUUGUGCUUUCCACCGCAGACAACUUGACCGAAGAUAUGUUGGAUGCACUUCCCUUGAGCGAGUUCAUGGAUGGGACCUGGCAAGAAGUUGCCGGGGAACCUCUGGUGAUAGAUCCGUCCAGGGCCACGCAGCUGUUUGCAGCGGGUGGCAAGAGCGAAAGCAGCGCUCGGCUAACGGCAGAUGCCCUCAUCUUGAACGGGACCUUUGAAGUGAGGGGAACUCAGCAGAAUGCCGCCACGGAAGCCGCGCAUGCAGAGUACAAGGUCCGCUUCCAGCCUAUCGAGAAGGCAAACGAGAGGCGCUUCGUCUACCUCAAGGCGCAGUCGAUCGGCACACCUCGACCGCACGUCUGGCGUCACUGUGUUGACGUGCUGACCACAGGUUAUUUCAACCAGUGGCAUCCCCGCUUUGAGUUUGCACGACGUCCUGAUGGCAGCCUCACAUUUUACGCAGGGAACACAGGCGUGGACAGUGUAUCUCGCUGUGACGAUUCGCCCGAAGCUCAGCCCGACAAUGGCGUCGUACUCUUGCAGGAUGGUGCGUGGCGCCGCAUGUCUGGGCCCGAUACCAAAUACCGGAAGGAGGGGUUCACCUGUGGCUGGGGCCAAUCCAAGAUCUUCGUGUCUGGUGACCGCAAAACGCUCUUCUCAACAGGUGGAUCAGGUCAGUACUACGCCUUCGACGAAGGGAAGGGUUGGUG
Messenger RNA from Symbiodinium pilosum, 1141 nucleotides. The record is from the annotation of a GenBank genome assembly. Lineage: Eukaryota; Dinophyceae; Suessiales; Symbiodiniaceae.